Messenger RNA from Prunus armeniaca (apricot), 696 nucleotides. The record is from the annotation of a GenBank genome assembly. Lineage: Eukaryota; Viridiplantae; Streptophyta; Magnoliopsida; Rosales; Rosaceae.
AUGAAGCAGCAAUCCAAGGACCCAUUCGAAGCGGCGUUUGAGGAGCAAGAAGACUCGCCGCCAGAUUCUCCCGUGGCUCCUGAUGCCGCACGCACCGCUCUCGACACCCAAGAAGACGACGACCCUCUUCUUCCUCCUGGCUCCAAAGACCCAUCUUCCUCAGCCACACCAUUAGCGGCACCGCCACCACCACUACCAACAACAGCAGUAACUACAGCAAGAACAACACCUGCUGCUACUACAGCAGCGCCCUCUACCUCUGCUCGGGCCACAGUCAAGCACAACAAAGAUGAUGACGACGACGAAGAUGAAGAGAACAUGGAUGUUGAGCUCGGCAAGUUCUCUGCCACUGGCGACCCUGACAAAAUGGCCAAGAUGCAGGCUAUCUUAUCACGAUUCUCGGAGGAACAGAUGAGUAGGUAUGAGUCAUUUCGGAGAGCUGGGUUUCAGAAAUCCAACAUGAAAAGGUUGUUAGGUAGCAUCAGUGGAACUCCAAAAAUUUCUAUGCCUAUGACAAUUGUAGUGUCAGGGAUAGCAAAGAUGUUUGUUGGUGAACUGGUUGAAACAGCCAGAAUAGUUAUGACAGAGAGGAAAGAAUCUGGGCCAAUCAGGCCAUGCCACAUUAGAGAAGCAUAUCGAAGAUUGAAGCUUGAAGGGAAGGUACCAAAGAGAUCAGUGUCCAGGCUCUUCCGGUAG